GGUUUCACCGUAUUAUUGCUUCAUGGUCUUUAUGUUUGAUUGCAUCAACUUCUGAAUGCAUUGAAGGUAUAAAGGUUUCACCGUAUUAUUGCAUCUGGUUGGCAAUUUUGUUAUUUGUAAAUAUCUACUAGACCGUAGCCUGUUUCUAUUUGGUAGAAGACUUUACGAUGUUGAGCGUCUAUGUAUAUGCAUGUAUUAUUGAAACGUCGAAGAAAUUCUUUCCAUUCAAUUUUUUCUGCUGGAAGUUGGCAUGGAAUUUUCAAUUAACUGACCAAUUUUUCUUCUUAUUUAAUCUCCUCCCUUUUGCAUGCUCGUAAUAAGUCCUUGAAUAUUAUUUUUGAAUGGUGAUUGCGGCAGUACAGAUGGAAAUGAAAUGUAUAUUUAUUAACCAGGGGAUCAAUUGUCUCUAGUUGCUGUUGAACUCGAGCAAUAUUUUAACUUUUACCCAGCACCCACCCCGUUAUUCUGAGGGGACAUUAGUAAUUGCCUAAUAACUGUGGGUGAUUGAAUGAAUUUAAAUGCUGAUUUCUAACUUGAAUUUCAUUUAGUAAAUUUAAGCAUGCUUUGAGUUUGUCUGAACAUGUGUUUCUUAAUGAUUUUACUAAAUUACCUAUAAGCAUGAGUAUUUGUUUAAAGCUUGAGAUCUGGCUAUUUGCAUAAGCUUGAGUUUAAGCAUGAGAUUACUUCAACGAAGGAAGUUAAGCACGAGAUUUGAGCAAAGCGUGAGCUUAAAGCAUAAGCGCUAAAAUCAUAAGUUUUAAAGUUAAAUUCUAAGCGAAGCAUGAUUUAGAGAUUUCUUCGAGUUUAUAAAAAUUUCAAUAGUAGCAUGACUGAGUUAUCUGAGCUAGAGGAUUACGUAUUAUGUGUGCACACAGAGGGUAUUUUGUUGGUGUAGAGUUUACCCCACGACAACGAUGCUAUCGAGAGUGCUGGGCAUGCCCCACUACGACAAGGAUGUUGAGAGUACUGGCCCUACUACAACGUAGCUAGAUAUUGAGUAGUUUAUUGGUGGUCAUGCUCGUAUAUUUAAGUGAGAAUUGCUUUGCUAAGAUUUCUUACUGGUUUGCUUUCCAAAGUAUGCUUUAUUUAAGUUAGUCACUCAUUGGGCUAUAGCUCAUGUUUUCAAAAUGUUUUCCACUUUUCAGGUAGAGAUUGUGAUUCCAGAGUCUGACCUAUUGAUGUUGGUUUGCUGUCCAGUUCUAGUUCUUUGUUCUUGUAUGUUGUAUACUUCGAACAUGCAUUUUGGUUUGUAUGUAUAUACUGGUGUGAGGUUUGAGUUAAUGCAUGGGAAUAUGUCUUGUUAUUGUCAAACCUCAGUCUUUGUAUACUGUGGGUUGUAUUGUGUUACUCUGAGUUGGAACCCUAGUGUUGUUCUUCUAAUUUUAGAGUUAGUAGCUUGUUCUUUUAAUUUUAGAGUGUCGUUGGGAGAAGAACGAUGAUUGUUGGCUUCAUGCUGUCUCUUAGGCUUAGAGAAGGGAGUGUCGGAGGGGGUGUGACAGUAGAUAUAUAUCCCACUCAAGGAUUGCUCCCCUUCUUUCAUAUGAAUCAUAUCAACUAAAUCAUGUUUCUCAUAAAAGAAAUUAUCUUGAGGAAUAGCUCAAGAUAUAAGUAUUAUGAAAAAGUAGUAGUUUUGCUGCCGUAACUUCAAUACUGAAUGUCGAGACUGCUUUCCAGUCUUGUACAAAUAUGAUUCGUUUCAUUUCUACCUUUUUUAAAUUGAAGUGAUGAUACAACUUUCUUAAACUCAACUUGUUUUGGCUCUCAACUAUGUGUGGAGUUCAUGAUUUUAGCUGUCUUUGACAAGUAUUCAAACGUAAUGAUAGCCUUUGGUCCUUACAGCCUCUACCCUCACGGCUCCUAUUGAAUGAAACUAGCAUAGAACUGCAAUUACGUUUGCAAGUGUUCCUAAAACUUGUUGCUUGGAUGGAUGCAUGUUAAAUUUCCUACAAACAGAGGACUUAUUUCAUACCUUGAUUGUGUUAACGGUGUCUUUUUGCAUGGCAUGAUAUACCUGUUAUUGUUAUGCAUUUAUUAAUCAUUUUGUCUAUUGCCUUCCAAAGUGAUAUAUUUCGUAGUGUAAGGUGAUCAAGAACAUUAGGUGUAUCUUUUUUUGAGGUCUGUCUGCAAUAAUGUCUAUGACACUUGUAUUGAUUCUGACAUGCCUUUCACGUAAUUUGUCUACAACUAAAUGAUGAUAUUUCAUACACUUGCUUUCAACUAUUUGAUUUAUUUUACGAACCAAGCUCUUUUGAUACGAUGUACGCAGAUUGAACUAUGGAUACUUAUGUUCUUCCAUUCCCGGUGAGAAAAAAUUGUAUCAAUUGUCAAACAUGUCUGAAGAGUGGAAAAAAAACCACUUUCUUCCAGCUUUCUAACCAUGGCAGACUUCAUCAUUUCCGGGAAGCAAGGGUUCUGUCUACGUGAUAAAAGUUUAUGUAUCUCUUUAAUUUCCUAUGAAUUCCGAAUCAAGAAUGGAUCUUUGUGUCUUCCAGAUAAAGGACGCGAACUCUAUUACUCUAAGGACGUGAACUCUAUGACUCUCGAGGAUGCCCUUGAACGUUUACGCUACCCAAUUACUUUGGGAAAUCAUCCAAAGGAUGGCCAACCAGUGAUAAUAAAGAUCGCAAGAGUUGGAUUCACAUUUAGAUAUCGAUGCACGAUAGCUACCGUUCCUAAGAAUUUGAAGCCAAACGACGUAGAUUUAGCGAAAGCGUUGGAGCUUUUGUCAAGGAUGUGUGCGAUCUAAGAGGAAGCCCAAGGUUGAUGAACUUUAACUUUUAUUAUAAAUUUAGCUUUUCUUUAGGGUUUUAUUCUCCCUUUAUCAUUUUUUUUUGUAUAGUUAAUCUUAUGAUGAUAGAAAAUAAAGAAAUAGAAUUAGUGUUUGAGUUCUGAUCA
Cucumis sativus (cucumber) is the source of this 2895-nucleotide messenger RNA. RefSeq lists its product as uncharacterized. Bases 2378 to 2746 code for a protein of 122 amino acids. NCBI's taxonomy places the organism in Eukaryota, Viridiplantae, Streptophyta, Magnoliopsida, Cucurbitales, Cucurbitaceae. The transcript is spliced from 3 exons. Gene Ontology annotation, biological process: DNA topological change. The record is from RefSeq and is a predicted model, not a curated record. Gene Ontology annotation, molecular function: DNA topoisomerase type I (single strand cut, ATP-independent) activity; DNA binding.